AUGCUUAAGGGAAUGAGCAAGGAGGAUGUGGAAGGGAUUGAGAGGUUGAGGGAAGAGAGAAGGACCAAGAGAAGGAAUGAUCCCAUUAGUAGUGAGAGCAAAUUGGGAGAGUUUGAGAUUGGGGUGAACAUUGGGAGAGAAGAAAGUGAUGACUCUCUAAGUGAAGAAGGGGAAGAGGUUAAUCAAGAGAUUGAUGGGAGUGAGUAUGAGAGCAAUGAGAAUGUGCCAAUGGAGGAAGCUGAGCCACAAGAAGAGGAGGAUGAACUCCCCAUGUUUCAAGAGCACUACAAUGCUCUUCUCUCUAUGGAUUUUUGGAAACCAAGUACCCUCAUGACAAAACUAUGA
Molecule: messenger RNA, 345 nt
Organism: Microthlaspi erraticum
Lineage: Eukaryota; Viridiplantae; Streptophyta; Magnoliopsida; Brassicales; Brassicaceae
Source: the annotation of a GenBank genome assembly